CGGGCGCCUUCGUCUGCCUGGAGAUUCUGCUCGGGGGUCUCGUCUGGAUUUUGGUGGCCUCCUCCAACGUUCCCCUACCUCUGCUACAAGGAUGGGUCAUGUUUGUGUCCGUGACAGCUUUUUUCUUUUCUCUUCUCUUCCUGGGUGUGUUCCUCUCUGGCAUGGUCACUCAAAUCGAUGCCAACUGGAACUUCCUGGAUUUUGCCUACCACUUUACAGUGUUUGUCUUCUACUUUGGAGCCUUCUUGCUGGAGGCAGCAGCCACCUCCCUGCAUGAUCUGCACUGCAACUCAACCAUAACCUAUGGCGUGCAGCCUCUCCUGAAUGAUAACCAGUAUAACAUCAACGUAGCGGCCACAGUUUUUGCCUUUAUGACAACAGCAUGUUAUGGUUGCAGUUUGUGUCUGGCUUUACGAAGAUGGCGACCCUAACACUCCUUGGAAACUAAUAGUCGUGUGUUAGUUUCAUUUGUCUAUUUUGUAAUAUGUCCGAUCAAUUUGUAUGCUGUGUUGUCCAGAUAUAACAACAUUCCAAAUAUAAUCUGUUUAGUAAAUAGAGAAAAUCUUAAGUGCAAGUUUUGGUUUAUUUCCUUGGUGGAAUUUUAAUUUUAUUAUGAUAUUAAGUGGAGAAAUAGCCUUUCAUUUUAUACCUCUUUACAAUUAAAAUUCCCAUAAUGUUCCUAAAAUAUACAGGGAUCAAUCAUGAAAAAGUAGCAUCCCUUUUGUUUGCUCAGUCACCUGAACCUUAAUAUUAAUAGAUUUAUAAUACUCCCUAAAACUUACACAUUUCAAACAAGCUUCCCAACUGAAUUCCAUCUUUUAAUGUAAAAGAAGAAUUGGACACUUUUUCUGCAAAGAACUAGAUGGUCCAUAUUUAGGCUUCAUGUAUCAUACAUUCCGUCUCCAUCGAGACUAUUUAGUUCUGCCUUUGCAGCAUGAUAGCAGCCAUCGUCAGCAUGUCAGUGAAUGAAUGUGGCUGUGUCCCAAUAAAGCUUUGUUGACAAAAAGAGGGGAUAGGCUACGUAUGGCCCACAGGCUAUGGUUUGUCAACCUCUGGUGAAAAACCUUAGUUAUGUGUUCUGUAUUUUACUGAAUUGAUCAUGAAGGUUUAUAAACCUAGUUAGACAAGCCACAUGACAUUUAGUCUCAUUAUGCAACAAUCACACUGCCUUUUGUUAAUGGUCAAAUACUUACCCUUGGAAGGACAUGUAGCUUCUCAAGCUAAUUCUAACAGAGUCUUGGGUAUAGGGAAAAGUAAUUUGUGAAGUGAACCUUACUUGCUUAAUCUAACUAAUGAUCUCACAGCUGAGCAAGACUCUCUCCCGAGUGUUCUUCAAACAGGAUCCCCAGAGACCAUCAGUGACAGCUGGAACUGGUAUUCACCUACUUAUGUCUUACUUCGGUUUAUUUAUGCUUCAGAUCACAGUUGUUUGCCAGGUGCAUGAAUAUAAGAAUAUUUAUAUAUGUGAAGCUUUUUCAAAUAGAGCUUUCUGAAGACUUAACUUUUUACUUCUAAUUAUUUUGCAUUACUUUUUGAAUAGAAUAUUAAAUGUAGCAUAAAGUUGUAGAUUUCAUGUUUUGCUAAGAGCCCAGAUAUCUGUGUUGCUUUUGCAUUGGUGACAGACAAAAUCAGUUGAAAACAAUAGCACAAAAAAUGAAAAAAAAAAUUGAUAUAAAAAAUUAAUCUUUUAGAGACACUGGUCAUGGAAACAUACCAAAAUGGCUUGAAUGGGACUUGGGGUUAGACCAUGGCUCCCACCAUGCUCUCCAUGCAUUGUAUGUCUGUUGCCCUAAGAAGGUCACCUUUGGGAACAGAGGGCUUUGGGAUUGCUUUACUGUUUUAGCCCUCUGUAUUCUGGCUGAAUCGCCCACUAGGAGUGCCAUGUACACAUUGGGCAAUUGGGUUUCAUGGAACAUGGAGCAACCAUGAAUGAGUAGCAUGAUCAAUGCCCAGUGAUCAAACACUAUUUAUCUGAUACUCCCAUAGUAAAAAGAGCCCUGUUAGAGCUUGGUUUGUGAUAAAAUCAUAAAGAUAAAAGAGAUGUUUCAAUAUAUAGCUUGGGAAAAUCAGUCUUAUGACUUUAUGCUUUCUAUAAUAUCUCACUUCCUUGAUUUUUCUAGGUCCAUACCACACACCUAAACCUGUAUUAUGAAUUAUAUAUUACAAAGUCAUAAACGUGCCAUAAAGAUAUAUUGUAUAUUCUACUUGGAAUCAUUUGAAGGUAGUCUGCUAGAAUUUAGUGGUGAGAUUUUAUUUUUUUCCCCUAAGGUAUAACAGGCUAUACUUGGUGGCAUUAAAUUAAAUGAUUUCAUUAAAAUGUGUUGGUGGCACUUUUGUAAAUGGACUGCUUCUAGAUCUUUAAGAACCAAAUCUAAAAUGCCUAACUGUGAAUACUUAGAUUUGUAGAUUAAUCGCAUUCUGGAUUUGUGAGUUGAGUGAUAAAGCACUUGAACAAAAAUUAUAGCAUUUAAGAAUUUCUUUACAUAGCUGUAAAAAUGAGAAAGUGUUGGUUGGUCUUAAAAUCUGGUAACUCCACUAUGAAAAGAAAUUUAUUUUAUAAGUGUUAUGACUCUAAUAAAGUAUUCAUUUGAUAAUCUC
Messenger RNA from Ictidomys tridecemlineatus (thirteen-lined ground squirrel), 2598 nucleotides. It is a transcript of the gene Mal2, whose product is annotated as mal, T cell differentiation protein 2. Lineage: Eukaryota; Metazoa; Chordata; Mammalia; Rodentia; Sciuridae. Gene Ontology annotation, molecular function: structural constituent of myelin sheath. Gene Ontology annotation, biological process: myelination. Gene Ontology annotation, cellular component: membrane. The record is from RefSeq and is a predicted model, not a curated record.